Sus scrofa (pig) is the source of this 3888-nucleotide messenger RNA. RefSeq names its product Rho guanine nucleotide exchange factor 3 (gene ARHGEF3). The record is from RefSeq and is a predicted model, not a curated record. Lineage: Eukaryota; Metazoa; Chordata; Mammalia; Artiodactyla; Suidae. Gene Ontology annotation, molecular function: guanyl-nucleotide exchange factor activity. Gene Ontology annotation, biological process: positive regulation of Rho protein signal transduction; intracellular signal transduction.
CCGCCCCCACAGCCGCGGCCGCGGCAGCUGUAGCCGUGGUUCGCUCUGCAGCCUAGCGGGUUGAGCCUGAGCUGGGCGCCGAGGUGAGUGUAGAUGGCUGGCCUGCAGCCCCUCUGCUCUGCUAGACUUUCCCUGACUGGACAACCCCAUUAGCCGCCUCGGAGCGGGACACUUUCCCGGGCUGGCUCCUCUCCACCUUCACCCACCAGGCCGGAGCUGGGCCCCACCCCAUCCCGGUGCCCGCGGCGUGCUCUACGCGCUGUCUGGCCCCGGGCACUCUGGGCGCUCGCGGGCGCACUGGGCGCUUGAGCGCGGCGCAGGAAGAAGACCUGGGUCUUGCCGCACCAUGUCUAUGGACAGUUCCAGAGUAAUGAAUCAGUGUGUCUUUAGAGGAAUGGAAGAAAACAAGGAAAGGCCUAAACGGCAGCGGCAAAACAACUUUCCCAUGUUUCCAUCUCCUAAAGCCUGGAAUUUCAGAGGGCGAAAGCGGAAGCAGAGCACCCAAGAUGAAGAUGCCGUUAGUCUUUGCAGUCUUGAUAUAAGUGAACCCAGUAAUAAACGAGUCAAACCCCUUUCCAGAGUCACAUCGCUAGCAAACCUCAUUCCGCCCGUAAAGGCCACGCCGUUAAAGCGCUUCAGCCAAACUCUGCAGCGCUCCAUCAGCUUCCGAAGCGAGAGCCGGCCUGACAUCCUCGCCCCCAGACCCUGGUCCAGAAAUGCCGCCCCCUCAAGCACGAAACGGAGAGACAGCAAGCUUUGGAGUGAGACCUUCGAUGUGUGUGUCAAUCAGAUGCUUACAUCCAAGGAAAUCAAACGUCAGGAGGCCAUCUUUGAGCUCUCCCAAGGAGAAGAAGACUUAAUAGAGGACUUGAAAUUGGCAAAAAAGGCCUAUCAUGACCCCAUGCUGAAACUCUCCAUAAUGACAGAACAAGAGUUGAAUCAAAUUUUUGGAACACUGGACUCCUUAAUUCCUCUACACGAAGACCUCCUUAGUCAGCUUCGAGAUGUCCGGAAGCCUGAUGGCUCGACUGAACACGUUGGUCCCAUUCUCGUGGGCUGGCUCCCUUGUCUUAGCUCCUAUGACAGCUACUGCAGCAAUCAAGUAGCUGCCAAGGCUCUGCUGGACCACAAGAAACAAGAUCACCGAGUCCAAGACUUCCUACAGCGAUGUUUAGAAUCCCCCUUUAGCCGCAAACUAGAUCUCUGGAAUUUCCUUGAUAUUCCAAGAAGCCGUCUGGUGAAAUACCCUCUGCUUCUUCGAGAAAUCUUGAGGCACACACCGAAUGAUAAUCCAGAUCAGCAGCACCUGGAAGAAGCUAUAAACAUCAUUCAGGGAAUCGUGGCAGAAAUCAACACCAAAACUGGAGAAUCUGAAUGCCGCUAUUAUAAAGAGCGACUUCUUUACCUGGAAGAAGGCCAGAAAGACUCCCUGAUCGACAGCUCAAGAGUACUGUGUUGUCACGGCGAACUGAAGAAUAACCGGGGUGUGAAACUGCAUGUUUUCCUCUUCCAAGAAGUGCUUGUGAUCACUCGAGCCGUCACCCACAAUGAACAGCUCUGCUACCAGUUGUACCGACAGCCUAUCCCCGUGAAGGACCUCCUGCUGGAAGACCUGCAGGACGGAGAAGUGCGGCUGGGCGGCUCCCUGCGAGGGGCAUUCAGCAACAAUGAGAGAAUUAAAAACUUCUUCAGAGUAAGUUUCAAAAAUGGAUCCCAAAGUCAGACCCACUCACUGCAGGCCAACGACACCUUCAACAAACAGCAGUGGCUCAACUGUAUUCGUCAAGCCAAAGAGACAGUUUUGUGUGCUGCUGGCCAGGCUGGGGUACUUGACUCUGAGGGACCGUUCCUAGAUCCCGCCACCAGGGGCAGGGAGCUACAAGGAGAAACAAAACUUGAGCAGAUGGACCAGUCAGACAGUGAAUCAGAUUGUAGUAUGGACACGAGUGAAGUCAGCCUAGACUGUGAGCGCAUGGAGCAGACAGACUCUUCCUGUGGGAACAGCAGGCAUGUUGAAAGCAAUGUCUGACAGAAGCAUGUACUUCUUGGAAGUACCCUGUGUCUUACCUGUACAGUAUUUGCAUUCCACACAUGGAACGAUUUGGAGAAGCACUUUUUAAUACUUGUGUGACCAUGUUCACCCAGUUCUCUUCUAUCUGUACUUUUGUCCCUGUACUGUAACUGCCAAUCUGUCUAAGCUGGAAUCUGUGGCAACUGUUACCCUGUAUUGUAUUUACCAAGUGUCUGGAUGGCUGGAGAAGUACUUGAACAAGUUACUUUUCAUUGUCUUGCUGGAUUUUUAAAAAUAGAAAGCCUCUGUAAAGUACUGUUUCAUGUAGUUUGCUGAAAGAGUCCUUCAGUAUUUUUCUAGCUCCUUACAGGGUUGCUGAAGACAUGAAAUGAAAUGCAAAGGGCUUUGCAAACAGGAUAUGAGGAAGUCACUUGUGUGUCAUGAUGGCAUUUGAAGGAGAACUGGGAAAGAUCAAUGUUUCAAGUGAAAUUGGUUCAAUGUCAUCCAACCAAAAAGCAUGAAAACAUCCCUGGGGCUUUUGAAGGCUUAAUUUUGCAAAGGAAGAAGCACUGUCUUGACCUUGCAAUUUCAUCUGAUGCAAAUUUGAUGCAGUCAUCUCUUAGAACAUGAAAUAGAGUCUGACCUUAAAAGGACCAGCGCAAAAGCAGCUGUCAGCACUAAAGCUUGAACUAAAAUGUGCAUUGCACCAGGAAGUCUCUUCCAUAGAUGCUGGCUGGCCUUACAGAGCCAUUUCUAGCCUAAGACAUCAGAAGAAAACUCAUCAAAGGGCCUGAGGAAACCUGGCAAGAUAACAAAAAGGCCAAUCUUUGCUUCGUUUCAUCUGCCUGGGACUACUCAUACUUUAGAGUGUGAAUGAAGAGAUGAGGACAAGAGACUGCAGCCGAGUCAGUGACUCUGUUUAUAGAAACAUGUAAGAAGAAUUUGGAAAAAGUGCUCCUUCGUGACCUUAUGUGGGAAGCAUUAAAAGAGAAAAGCACAGUCCAGUGUCCUUCUGGGAAAGGCCUUGGGUUUUCCCGCUCUGCCUUUGGGUCAUCAGUUUGCUGUCUCUGUCUCUGUACUGGGAUCGGAAUCACAGUUACAUUCUCCAGAGGCCAACUUAAUUAACUCUAUGAUUAAUUAGGAUCAGUUAGCCAAACUUGUAACCUCUUUGUCCAGCCUUGAUUUACAAUGCAGGGUGGGUCACAGACCUUGGAAGAAAGGUAACUGAAUACAUACACAGAUAAGCUCCCUGCGAGUGUAAAUAUUAAAGAUGACUUGUGCAAAAUUGUACCCACACCAGCACUAGUAGAAACGGUUCUAAAUUAUUGCCAAAAAAAGGUUUUGCUUUUUUUUUUAAUCUUCUGUGUCAUUCAAGUUUACAGAAAGGAAAGCAGUAAAUACUAUGUUGUCAUUUUAUUAUGUACAUCUGUCAUGUACAUUCAAAGAAGCUGUGUGACAAGAUUUAUCAAUGUAAAAACAAGGUAUAUUACUUAUUUUUCAAAAAAAAAAAGUUGUAGUCAAUUUUAUCCUGUAAAGCCUAUUUCUGUAUUUAUAGAUUUUAAACAUGGUGAUUUUUUUUCUAUUACAAGUUUAUUUAAAACUGCUUUGUUUCUUCAGUUGUUAUUGAUUUGGCGAGUGAAUGAACCUGCUGCAGAUAGAAACAGAGAAAAGCCGAGAAAGGUUGUUUGAUGGUGGGGAAAAGAAUGAAUCAUUCUUUGCAGGAGCCAUCAGCCACUUUGGCCAGCCUGUUGAGAAAAGUCUGUCAAGGGCUGGCCUAUGGGAAGAAAGUCAAUGAAUGUUUUCAUGAAAUGAAUGUUUUUGUAUACUGGCCUUAAACUUUUCUGGAAGCAUUUCAAAUAAAUUACAUUAAAAUGCCA